AUGAGUUUCUGUGCCAUUGGAAAGGCGGUGGUUUCGCUGACAAUUUUACUUGCAAAGUAUGCAUUUACAAUGCCUAACCAAAGGACAUUGUUGGAAUUGGACAUUUCAAAUCACCAUCCUGGCAGGAUUACAGUGCUGCCAUCGGUCAAGAAUCCGGGAGGAACCAACUAUGCCGUUCGACGCAAUUCCAACUUUAGUCACGUAAUCGGCGCAGUUUUUGAUGAGGGCGAGCUUAUUGUCGAGGGAGACAAAAAUGCAAUGAGUAGAUACGUGUUGGUGAGAAUUCGGGAGGACGGCUCCAAGUACGUGAGGGUAAUGACCAGGUACAGGGAAUGCCGCAGGUUUUUGUCAUACAUUCAAGAGUUUUCAAAAGGGAUAGGGGAGCCAAAGUAUAAAAAGGUCUCCAGAGAGUUGAUGACCUUGGACGUUCUGGACCAAAAGACAGAUGAAACCAUUCAGGUAACCUCUAGAAUGGGUUCUGAACCGGAUAUGCCAGUCAAGGAGUAUUGCGUUCAACCAAAGCUUCUGGACAAGGUGGUAAUUGGUGCUGUGACUUAUGGCAAUUACCUCGUAGAGGAUAAAGUGAGCGGACUAAUAUCCAGAAAAGUCAUUUGGGAAGGAGGGGAGUAUUAUCCCCGAAUAAUCAUUCAAUCGCAGUACAAGGACUCUAAGGAAACUGAGGCAAAGUACGAGUUUAACAUGGGUAAAGUGGACAAGUUUAGCAUCUAUGAAAUCAAGACUGUAUCCCUAUCUGUUCGUGGGUAG
Messenger RNA from Theileria equi strain WA, 765 nucleotides. Its product is annotated as signal peptide containing protein. NCBI's taxonomy places the organism in Eukaryota, Apicomplexa, Aconoidasida, Piroplasmida, Theileriidae. The record is from RefSeq and is a predicted model, not a curated record. Bases 1 to 765 code for a protein of 254 amino acids. The transcript has 2 exons.